GUAAAAUCCACUGAUUGAAGACAGCCUUUUGACUGAAGGUAAACAACAAACAGAUAAGUAAAGCAUGGAACAAUAAAUGGUUAAAGUAGGGCUUUAACUACUUUGAGCAGUGGAGGUAGCAUUGAUAUUUGUAGCUGAUGAAGUUCUAUCAUGUUUGUUUUUUUUAGCAUGUGCAACACUAGAAAUGUUUAGGUGUUGUAGGCUACAGGCUUUCUUGGUAUACUUUCCUUUUCUAUUUAAAGAUUAAUAUUUGGAAAUGCACAGUAAUCAUUUGUAUGUUGGGAUAAUAGUUAAAGCUCCUGUUAGGAACCUUAGAUUUUACUUUAAUGUUGGCAGCCUCUGUGGACAAAGUGCUCUGUAUGUGUGGUAAAAAUGUAAAAUUUUAUUUUUAAAUAAUUUAAUCCUGUGUUCUUCUAUCUGUCAAAUUUAACACUCACCUAAAUCUUUGUGGUGCAGAAUGUAAAGGCUUUGUUAAUGCAUUCUUUUUCUGUAGCCUAUUCCCUACAGCAGCAUUGUAAAUAAGGGUCUGGGUGGCCGCGGAUCUCAGACCACUACUGUGAGAUGCCGCCUCUGUCAGAAUGGAAGUGCGAUUUGCCAGUACAGUGUGUCUGAAUUUUUUUCAUUUUUUUUCAACUUUAUUCAGAAAUAAUUUCUGGCAGUUACAGAAAUAUCUGCAAUUAUAUGCAGUAAAAAGUGCAAAAAGUUGCAAACCAAGCAACAUUUCAUAAAUAAAACAGAAAAAAAGGUCCGAGAUCUUAUCCAGGACUAAAUCAGACCUGUUUUAAAGUAGUUAUGCAAAGGUGGCUUGCUUUAGCUUGUUAGCUUUAGCUAAGCUAACAUGGCUAUGCUAGCUAUGUAGUUGAUUGAAGUGUCAAAUCCCAUACUUCUGGUACACUUAAAUGCAGUACAGAUCCCUUUAUCUCAGUGGGUUAGUGCCGCCUUAAUAUUAAGUGACAACGGUUGAACUGCCUGUUUUCUUCUUCUACUUUUUUACAGCAAACCAUAAGUAGACAUUAGGCAAUUAUAAACAUAAUUUAAAGGCUAUUUUCACUCACCAUUAGUCUCAUUAAACUAUUACUUAAUGUUAACAUCAUUCACAUAAAAAAUGACCUUUUUCUGCCUUAAAUGCCCUCUUCUUGAUCGAUACCUGCUGCUACUGCUGAUAACAUGUCAGCUAGGUAGCAGAUGCUAACGCUGGUGCACUAGCAUGCUAAAAAUACAGUUAUGGGUAUAAAUUCUCACAUUUUUAGUGUGCCAAUUGUAUUCUGAAUUUGAUUGUACUUGUCAGUUUAAACACACUAGCUGCACUUAUGUAGGCCUACUCAAAAUGUUUAGUAUUUAGUACAGAAAUGUGUUCUGGGACACACUGAAUAUGUAAGCCAGUUUAGGUGCAUUAGCUUUAGCUUAAGCAAUAUGAGCUUUGGCAAAAACAGCCAAAGCUAAUGUAGCAGCAUGAGCUAAAUAGAUAACAUAGCUAUGUUAGCUAUGUUAGCUUUGGUAAAUGUAGCAUAAGCUAACAUAGCAGUGGUCUGCAAGAACGCAUUUUGAGAUAGGAGGUCUGCAGCCUGACUGUCUUGUGGAAUUUUCAGGUAUUAAUAACAACAAUACAGAAAUAGCCUCGCUCCUGAUGGUCUCUUUACCCGUUUAAGGUCAUUAAGAAACAUCAGUACUAAUUUGGACUCAUUUCAGUCAGUUUCAUAAGGAGCUGAAAAAACUCACAAGAGCUUUCACAGAGGGAAAUCCACUCCUACACAGCCUAUAAAGUUCUGAGUUGUGGAGGUCAAUAGCUUUAAUGCAUUUUCGAGUCAUAUUUUGAAUCUAAAAUCACUUUGAAUGCAGGAAUGAGGCUGACUCCAACUACUCUGUGCUCAGCUUAAUCAUGUGGCACUGAUCUUUUCAGCUUCAAGUGGUUUGUGAGUUUUUAAUGGUCUUGCUUACAUCGGGACUGUGUCUCCCCAGAGCAAGCUGCUGUGCGCUGACUCCUAACAGAUGAACACAGAGACAGAGGAUGAAUUUUAUCAGUCGGAGGACGACUUGGAUGAAGAUGAGGCGACGCAAUACAUAAUUGAACAGAGCCUUAUUGAAUACAGAAAGCUCAAAGGACUGAAUCCAAGUGAUCUGAAACCAAGUGAAGACCCUGAUGAGAUAUUCAAAGCAAUCCAAGAAGAUGAUGAAGAAGCUUUAAGCAGACUGGUAGCGCAGCCAGAGACCCUGUCCAGAGUCGAUGACCGGGGAUGGAUGCCUCUACAUGAGGCUGCAGUGCAGGAGAAUAGAAAGAUACUUGAGAUCAUCUACUCAGCUUCACCUCCGGGUGCAGUCCAGUGUCGUACAUUGAAGGGUGAGACGCCGCUGUUCCUGGCUGUGGUUCAUGGACUCAGAGAGAGUGCUACAUUCCUCUUACAGAAUGGUUCUAGCCCAGAUCUCCAGAACGAUGAGCAGGAUUCUCCAUUAGUGGCAGCCAUUCUGAAUGACCAGUAUGACUUGGCUACCCUGUUGCUUCGCUACAAUGCCAAUGUAGACCAAAUAGGACCACUGAGCAGGACAGCUCUACACGAGUCAGCCUUUUUAGGCCUGGAGAACUUUGUCUAUCUACUGUUAGAGUCUGGAGCCAACCCUAAUGCCUGUGACAUCAAAAAGAAAACUCCACUGGCUCUGGCUGCACAGAAUGGACAUCUAAAUGUGGUGGAGCUCCUCUUGCAGAAAGGAGCUGAUGUGAGGCAUGAGUCCGAGUCAGGUACUGUACUGUUUGAUGCUGCAGCAUCAGGUAACCCCGACAUAAUCUCCCUACUACUGGAACAUGGAGCAGAUCCCAACCUACCUCUGUACAGCGGACACCUGCCGAUUCAUCGUGUGGCCUACCAUGGACACAUACUGGCUCUGCAGCACCUCAUCCCUGUGACUAAGCUGGAGGUUGUGAAGGAAAGUGGGAUGAGUCCUCUCCACUCUGCAGCUGCUGGUGGACAUGCACGUUGUGUGGAGAUGCUGCUCAAGGCAGGUUACGAUCCAAAUUAUAUGCUUCACCCAAGGGUGAGGCGCAACUACGAAGACGAGCGCAGGUCUGCCCUCUUUUUUGCCGUGUCCAACGAUGACCUACAGUGCACCCGCUUGCUGUUAGAGGCUGGAGCGAUGGUGAACCAGGAUCCCAUCAACUGUCUGCAGGUGGCUCUCAGACAGGGCAACUAUGAACUGAUCAACACGCUACUGAAGUCGGGGGCAAAUGUGAACUACUACUCUCGAGUCAACACCACCCACUUCCCCUCAGCACUGCAGUAUGCUUUGAAAGAUGAGGUCAUGCUCAGGAUGAUACUGAACCAUGGAUAUGAUGUAAAGCGGUGCUUUGACUGUCCCUAUGGUGAUAGUUCCCAUGACUACGCUCCCUGGACGACCUCUAUCAUCAAAGACAUGGUGUUCUGUGAGGUGAUAACGGUGGCCUGGCUCAAGCACAUCUCUGCUCAGGUGGUACGCAUCAUGCUGGACUACACUGACCACGUUACCUUCUGCACCAAACUCAAAGAAACCCUAAUGGAGCAGAAACAGUGGGAGGAGAUCUGUCACAUUCAAAGAAAUCCCCGGAGUCUGAAGCACCUAUGCCGGCUGCAAAUAAGGGAGCAUUUUAGUCGUCUGCGCCUAAGAGCUCCAGUUUUCAUCAACUUCCUUCCUCUUCCUCCCAGGCUGAAAGAUUAUCUUCGCUACAAGGAGUUUGAUGUCUACAGCAGGGGCAGCAUGGUUAGCCUGCUGUGAAAAGUUUACAGAUCUCACAGAAAUCCCUGUAAGAGACUGUCAGUAUCCAUUACCUGUUUACUUUCAUACUGUGUGCUUUUCAUAAGUUUCUCAGUACAUGUGUUAUGUACUCUGUGCCUUGCAAUACUUUGUACAAAAAAGUUUUUGUGUCAUUUACUCCAGUAACUACAGUGACAUGUUGAUGUCUUGUGUACAGAUUCAUUCUUUGUUCUGGAGAUUAAAUAAUAAUAAUAUGAAAUAUUAAAUUAUUAAAAAAAAAACUUUU
Molecule: messenger RNA, 4006 nt
Organism: Cheilinus undulatus (humphead wrasse)
Lineage: Eukaryota; Metazoa; Chordata; Actinopteri; Labriformes; Labridae
Gene: asb14b
Product: ankyrin repeat and SOCS box containing 14b
Exons: 9
Coding region: 1990-3741 (583 amino acids)
Biological process (GO): intracellular signal transduction
Cellular component (GO): nucleus; cytoplasm
Molecular function (GO): protein binding
Source: RefSeq, a predicted model, not a curated record